CAAGGCCUGAAGACAAAGAUAUCAGCAAAGAAAAAAUAGAGAAAAAGAGAGAAAUUAAUGGACUCUUCCAAUAUUAUUCGUCUUAUUACUGUUCUUCUGUUUUGCCUUUCUUCAGCUUUGGUGGAAUGUAGAGUCCGAAACUACAAGUUCGAUGUGGUAAUGAAGAACACCAGUAGACUAUGUUCGCCAAAACAAAUCGUCACCGUCAAUGGUAGAUUCCCUGGCCCCACACUCUACGCCAGGGAAGAUGACAAUGUUCUUGUCAAGGUCACUAACCACGUCAAAUACAACGUUAGCAUCCACUGGCAUGGAGUUCGACAAAUCCGAACAGGUUGGUCAGAUGGGCCAGCCUUCAUCACACAAUGUCCGAUCCAACCAGGACAAAGCUACCUCUACAAUUUCACGCUCACAGGGCAGCGCGGAACCCUACUUUGGCACGCUCAUAUUCUGUGGCUCAGGGCAACCGUCCAUGGCGCUAUAGUCAUCCUCCCCAAGCGUGGUGUGCCAUAUCCAUUCCCCAAACCACACAAGGAAAUUCCUGUUGUAUUAGCCGAAUGGUGGAAAUCGGAUACCGAAGCUGUCAUCAACGAGGCUAUGAAGUCAGGAUUGGCACCAAACGUGUCCGAUGCUCACACUAUCAACGGCCAUCCGGGGCCCGUUUCGACUUGUGCUUCACAGGGCGGCUUCUCGUUACCAGUCGAUGCCGGCAAAACAUACCUUCUGCGCGUUAUCAACGCUGCGCUCAAUGAAGAGCUGUUCUUCAAAAUCGCAGGCCACAUACUAACCGUCGUAGAAGUCGACGCCGUCUACGUAAAGCCCUUCUCCAUCGAAACCAUCGUCAUUGCUCCGGGACAAACCACCAACGUUUUAGUCACCGCAGACAAAAACUCCGGCAUAUACUUAGUCACCGCAUCUCCCUUCAUGGACGCUCCAAUCACAGUAGACAACGCCACCGCCACCGCAACUCUUCACUACACCGGAACCUUAUCCAACUCCCCCACAACCAUCACCACCCCACCUCCCAAAAACGCCACCCAAGUAGCCAACAAGUUCACAGACGCUCUUAGAAGCCUUAACUCAAACACCUUCCCUGCAAAAGUCCCAUUAACCGUUGACCACAAACUUUUGUUCACAGUAGGCUUGGGGAUCAACCCAUGUCCGAGUUGCAAAGCAGGAAACGGAAGCAGGGUCGUUGCCAGCCUCAACAACGUAACCUUCGUUAUGCCCACCACGGCCUUACUCCAAGCCCAUUACUUCAACAUCAAGGGAGUUUUCACUACUGACUUUCCCGCAAACCCGCCGACCAUGUUCAACUUCACUGGAUCUCCGCCGUCGAAUAUGGCGACUGUAAGCGGAACCAAACUUUACCAGUUGUCGUACAACGAUACGGUGGAGCUGGUUUUGCAAGAUACUGGUAUUGUAGCACCGGAGAACCACCCGGUCCAUCUUCAUGGGUUCAAUUUUUUCGUGGUGGGUCGGGGACUUGGGAAUUAUAACGCGAAGAAUGACUCAAAGAGUUUCAACCUUGUUGAUCCGGUUGAGAGAAAUACAGUUGGGGUUCCCGCCGGUGGCUGGGUCGCCAUUAGGUUCCGAGCUGAUAAUCCAGGAGUAUGGUUCAUGCAUUGCCAUUUAGAAGUACACACAACAUGGGGCCUUAAGAUGGCAUUUUUGGUGGACAAUGGAAAAGGGCCUAAUGAGUCAAUUUUACCACCUCCAAGUGAUCUUCCAACAUGUUAAUUUUAUUAUAUUUUUUCUAAAAAGAGAAAAAUAUGACAAGAGCAAAAAAAAAUGUUUAUAUAUGUAGUCUAAAGAAGAGAGAUCUCCAUUCUCCAGCACAAGAAAGAAGAAGAAGAAGAAGAAGAAGAAGAAGAAGAAGAAGAAGAAAAAGAAGAAGAAGAAAUAUGUGAAAGAGGGAAAAUUAUUAGAUAUAAAAUAAAUGGGAAAAAAAGAAAAGGGUCAUACAAACUUAAUUCCAAUUAAUUUCUUGAGUGAAUUGGAAAAAAUUCGCUUGAGCUUUUAGAUUGUUUGAAUAAAUUAAUUGCUUGAGCAUUUUGGUUUCUUGAAUUAUGUAUUAAAAAACAAAACAAAAAAGAAAAAUCUCAAAGGACUUGUGUAUUUUGAGAUAUUGAGUAUGUGCAGUAUUUUUUUAAUCAUGAAAAAUUAUUGGGAAAAUUUGAAUUUUACUUUUUGUUCGAUUCAUGUUGUUUCUA
Molecule: messenger RNA, 2210 nt
Organism: Humulus lupulus (European hop)
Lineage: Eukaryota; Viridiplantae; Streptophyta; Magnoliopsida; Rosales; Cannabaceae
Product: laccase-4-like
Exons: 6
Coding region: 58-1737 (559 amino acids)
Biological process (GO): lignin catabolic process
Cellular component (GO): apoplast
Molecular function (GO): hydroquinone:oxygen oxidoreductase activity; copper ion binding
Source: RefSeq, a predicted model, not a curated record